GCGCCCCAAGCGUUACGGCACGCGCCAUCACAAUGGAGCGUGCAGUGGUUUCGGUACAUGAGUCGGCGUAGCAUCUCGAUGGCAACGGCAGAGCAGGCCUACCGCGACCUCCUCACGACGGUCGAGGCGCAAAAGGCGGCGACGAAGAAGGCGUCGGAGGCGCUUCUGGAGCAGUCGGCGCUCACGACGCUCGUCACCGAGCUCGACUGGCUCAAGAAACGCAAGGCUCGGGCCCAUGUGCGCGUCCAGAAGCGCUGUGACCACCUCAAGCAUCUCCGGCUCUGGUUCGACUCGUACGACAUCGACAAGUCGGGUGGGAUCUCGGUGCAGGAGCUCAUUUGGCCGAUGCUGGUCCUCGGAUUCGCCAACACCCUCGCCGAGGUCAAAGCGCUCCUCGUUGCCGCCGACAGCGACGGCGACGGCCAAAUCGGCUUUGACGACUUUGUCGAGAUUAUGAACGCACACGAUACCAACGGUAAAGACAGCGUCCACCCGCUCGAGAAGCUCGUGCACCUCGUUGAGACGGGCCAGCUCGGGGACCGCAGUCUCUCGCUGCAGACACUCUUGCCAUCGUACCAGCGCCAGCUCAUGCUUUCCGCACUCAUGUCGUACGGUGACGUCGCCACGACGCGGGCCGGGAUGGCCGCGCGGGAGGCGAACGAAGCCGUGCUGAAACGAGCUACCAUUGCCCUUGGCGCGUCCAAAGACCUUGGUAGUUCUUUCCAACGAACCCCGCCGUUGCCGCGCAAGAAGGCGUCGGUGGUCAUGCCCAAACUCUCGGUGCUGAGCCCGGUCGUCGUCCAGCGCCGGCUCGUUUACGAGAGCAAGAGGGAGCGCCGUGCCCAUGCGUCGGAAGCCAAUACGAUGCAUCUCUUCCUCGAAAACAUGCUAGCGACCGGACCGUCCGACGCAGGUCGUCGGUCGAGUGCCGACGCCGCGAUCCAACCGUCUGCGCGCUGAAAAGUACAUCUUUUUCCAGUCC
Molecule: messenger RNA, 982 nt
Organism: Saprolegnia parasitica CBS 223.65
Lineage: Eukaryota; Oomycota; Saprolegniomycetes; Saprolegniales; Saprolegniaceae
Exons: 6
Coding region: 58-960 (300 amino acids)
Molecular function (GO): calcium ion binding
Source: RefSeq, a predicted model, not a curated record